This is a messenger RNA of Plasmodium gonderi, 1215 nucleotides long. RefSeq names its product XAP-5 DNA binding protein. The record is from RefSeq and is a predicted model, not a curated record. Lineage: Eukaryota; Apicomplexa; Aconoidasida; Haemosporida; Plasmodiidae. Gene Ontology annotation, biological process: chromatin organization. The transcript has 2 exons. The coding region runs from base 1 to 1215 and encodes 404 amino acids. Gene Ontology annotation, cellular component: nucleus.
AUGAAUUACAGAAAAAGUGAGAACACUGCAGAUCUAAUUGACAGUAUAAUAAACAGUGAAAAUGGGAAAGUUCAAAAGUAUGUUUUGGAAAGAAAAAGAAAAGAAAAGGAAUUUCUGGAAAAAAAGGAAAACAUUAAAAAAAAAACUUUAAUGGCUCCAAAGCUUAAUCAAAUGUUUAUUAAAAAUAAAAAUGAAGAUGAUAAAUUAAUCAGCGAAACUGUUGGUUUAAGGACAGUUCACGAGUAUAAAAAAAUCAAGAGUGGAAUUUAUGGUAAGGAACAGGAUAACCACUUAAUUACAAAUAUCAAAGAAGACAAGGACAGCAAAAAGAAAAACUUCAAAUUGUCUUUUUGCUCCGAUGAUGAAGAAAAUGAAAAUGAUCAAGAGGAAGAUGAAGAAAAUGGAGAUUAUUUCAAUGGAAAUGGUAACAAUGACGAUGUCAAUAAGGAACAGAGAACCCACAUUGAUAAAGGGGCAUUAGGAGAAAAAACACCACAAGGAGAAGAAAAUGAUACUUCAGGAAAUUCAACUCUUCACUCUGACAUUUUUGGUGAUAACAAAAAUAACAAAAAAUGUUUAGAUAAAAAUACACAAAAUAAUGAUACACGAACAGAACAUGAAAAAUGUAUACAGUUUAAAAAAAUUAUGAAAGACCCAACUGUAAAUACUUCCUUUUUAAAAGACAAAGACCGAGAUGAACAAAUAGAAUUGCGAAAAAAAGAGUUAAGAGAAUUAUAUUUUAAAUUAGAGAAUGAACAGAAGGAAAAAGUUAUUGAAAUAACAUAUUCAUACUAUGACGGUAGUGGUCAUAGAAGAAAAAUAUCAGUAAAACAAAAAACGACAAUAGGGCAAUUUAUAAAUAAAUGUGUUGAUAAUUUAAAAAGUGAAUUUAUUCAUUUAAGAUGGGCAUCUUGUGAAACCUUGAUUUUUGUGAAAGAAGAUAUUAUUCUUCCAAAUUAUUUAACCUUUUAUGAAUUAAUUAAAAAUAAAGCCCAAGGAAAAACGGGACCACUAUUUGCUUUUGAUGCUGUAGAAAAUUUAUCUGGUGUUGCAGACAUCAGAAAGGAAAAAACUGAUACACACGCAGGAAAGUUAGUAGAAAAAAAAUGGUAUGAAAAAAACAAGCACAUUUUUCCAGCGUCCAAGUGGGAAAUUUACAAACCCAUGAAAACAUAUUCAAUUAGCUACACAGAUUUGUUUAAUCAGUUUUCUUAG